This is a messenger RNA of Pseudocercospora fijiensis CIRAD86, 1728 nucleotides long. RefSeq lists its product as uncharacterized. The transcript is spliced from 23 exons. The record is from RefSeq and is a predicted model, not a curated record. NCBI's taxonomy places the organism in Eukaryota, Fungi, Ascomycota, Dothideomycetes, Mycosphaerellales, Mycosphaerellaceae. Bases 1 to 1728 code for a protein of 575 amino acids.
AUGUGGUCGGCCACGACACAAGGAUUUUACUUUGGGACUGGAUUUGACCCUGAUCUUCGGCCGGUCCGAGCAUUGGCAUCGACUUUCGUUUCUGGUUACGAGCAUCAAUUCAUUUCGUCUCCGUUGGCACUCUUGAGUAUUGGAAGCAUUCGAUGGAGUCUUGGAAAAGUUAACUUGGACGAUUUGAGACUCGCGAUGCAUGAAGCGUCGGAGUUGUGCGAGAUUAAUCUUCCCGUAGCUUGUAUUACUAUCAUCUUUCCGUCCAGAUGUACACCUUUCACUUCUGCUGAUCCGCUGAGCCAGACACGAAUGGAUCUAAAACGCAUCUACUUUCUAUCACGCCGAUGCGAGGAAGUCUUGGCAAUGUUCUUGGGCGACAACAUCUGUCUUCACCCGGGACACAGCGUCGAAAUCUCGUUCCUAUUGUGGACCUUGAUCGUUCGACCUAGAUUCCGUGCCUCCAAACCGCAGUUGUACAAACAAAGCCAAGUCCGACUCGAAGGUUCAAAUCUAUGUGAUCGCAAGACCACUGUGCCGACCAUCUUCUUGAAGCCAACGGUGUAUGAAACAGAGGAAGUCCUGGGCCAUGCUGGGCCGUGGCUGUCAUUAAAUGGCCGCACACCACAUUCGCUGACCAAAGAUUCUCCUUCGACGCUUUUUGUCGACCACAUGCGAUUACUCGUUUGGGUUAUGAGCAGCUAUGAGCUGCCUCGCAAACCCAUUAGAAUUUGCAUAUCACUUCCAUUCUAUCGUGCUGCUCUUGAAGGAACUGCAUCUUCCUCUUUAUUUUCUACCAUCCUGCUUAAAAGUCUCUUCGCCUUCGCUCGCCUAUGUCAUGAUUCUCUGCUGGCACCCACUGUGAAUGCCGUAGCAAUCCAAAAGCGCCGGUUCUCAGGGCUCUCUUCGACUUUCAUUCAACCGCGUCGCCCGCGACUGCUGGAUACCACCACUGCACAGGGAGGAGAUGGGCAUGUAGCAGACAUGCUUCCCGACGAGCGAUCUUCCUGUCCUUCUCCUGGGACCACUGAUGCAACUGCAUCGGGAGACAAAGCUGGCAGUCAGUUCAGGAACGAACGAGGCGGAAUCCUUGUCGCAACGCCAAGUGCCAAGCUUCAUGGAGCACGCACGCCUUUCCUGAUUCCUACCUUCCAAUGCAUCGUGAAAACAUCCCAUCGAUUGCCAACCUCCCCUGCGACUCCCGCACGGUAUGGUGGAAGCUUCCCACGGAUAAGCCUUCGAGCCCGAGCAACCUCUCAGCAGUCACUUACCACACGCUUUGAUGAGCAAACUCAGAAUUGUGCCUGCCAUGAACAAGCCCGAACAACGUCAGAACGCGCGAUGCAUAUUCAGAUAUCUUGGGGAAGUAAAACCGCCAAGCUGGCUCGAAACCUUUCCCCUCCACAGUCCAGUUUAUGGCAGGGAGAAGACCAGCACCAACACAACACCGACUUGCCAUAUAAUGCGAGUGCGCUGGCUGUAGACCGCGCCGAGACCUCUGAAAUGCGCGCUGGUGGCAUUCCAAAAACUGAAUCGGAUGCGUGCGGCACUGAGCCACCGACAGAGCAACACACGCUUCACUCGAGCAGUCGUCGUCAUAUCAAGCGUGCGACCGAUGCAGCAGCUGCACUGCGCCAGGCUCUGUUGGACCCCGCCAAUACUGCGAUGGAUGGGAAAGCGAAAUCCGCUCACCAGCGCGGCAGAAGCUCGGCACUUCACAUCAGCCAAUAA